Amaranthus tricolor (Joseph's coat) is the source of this 794-nucleotide messenger RNA. RefSeq lists its product as uncharacterized. The transcript has 2 exons. Bases 335 to 652 code for a protein of 105 amino acids. The record is from RefSeq and is a predicted model, not a curated record. NCBI's taxonomy places the organism in Eukaryota, Viridiplantae, Streptophyta, Magnoliopsida, Caryophyllales, Amaranthaceae.
UUAGCUCACGAAUAGAGCACCGAUGCGGGACUAAGUUAUUGAAGAGGAAGACAUCCACCAUUGAAGAAGACCACUGUUUUCCUAAAUAGAUUCAUUUGGUUCAUUACAAUUGUCGUUUUGAUUGUUAUGAUUAUGAUUGUUAAGAACAGAUAUUAUUAACAUGGAACUCAGAAAAAAAUAUAUUAUACAAUUUCCUUGCAAACACCACUACUUUCUAACUUUUUUUCCUGCAUCCCUGCUUCCAGAUGGAACUUAGAGACUACAAUCCGCUACAGCAUAGUGGAGGUUUCCACCAGAAGCUCAGCCAGCUAGUUGAAGAGAGCUUACAACCAGGAUGUCAAAGGAGCAUUGUAUUGAAGAGCUUUGUGAUUGUGGUUAUGAAGUUGAGAUUAAUAAUGAUUGGAGCGACUUCGAUCCAGGGCGUGAAUUUGUUGCUUGCCCUUUCUACUUGGCUGACGGAUUAGGAUGCACAUACUUUCGCUGGAUUGCUCCGGAGGGUACAAAAUGGCAGAGAGACUUAAUAAUAAGGCUUGAGAAGGAAAAACAAGAGCUUAAAGAUGAGGUAUUUAAUCUAAAGAGACAAAUGGAUGAUAUGGCACAUAGGAAAGAAGAGACUGAAAGAAUUAUGAAAAAGUUAACUAAGCCUUCUUAGUUAGCGACGGUAGUUUAACUUAAUGCAUGAAGUAUGUAAUUGGAUUUGGAUUUGUUGAACUUGCUUGAAAUUGUGUUGAAUGUUGAAUAGCAACAUCCUUAUUUGAAUAUGAUUGUAUGUUUUUGAUUAAAUUUAUGCUGCA